AUGUUGCAGCCCUUCAGGUGUGGAAUUUCUGGAGGCAGUUUCCAACAAAGAGCCUUGACAAAAGUGAUGUUUAUCAACUCACUGCUUGGAUGUCCCUUAUGUCACAGUUUACACAUAAAAGUUGGAGACAAAGCCGAACUCACCAAAGCUUUUACACAGAAUGAUGUUGUUACUUUUUCUGAUUUAACAGGUGACACAAAUCCUUUGCACUUAAAUGAAGAUUUUGCAAAGAAAUCUAGGUUUGGGAGAACUAUUGUACAUGGAGUUUUGAUCAAUGGACUUAUUUCUGCAGUUCUGGGUACUAAAAUGCCCGGUCAAGGUUGUGUAUUUCUUUCUCAAGAGAUCCGAUUUCCAGCUCCCUUGUAUACUGGCGAAGAAGUCACCGCUACAGCGGAAGUGAAACGACUGAAGGGUUCCAUUGCACACAUUUCAGUGUCAUGUAACGUCAGAGAAAGUGAAAAGACUGUUAUGGAAGGGAUGGUGAAAGUCCUGGUGUCAGACAGCUAA
This is a messenger RNA of Antrostomus carolinensis (chuck-will's-widow), 507 nucleotides long. It is a transcript of the gene HTD2, whose product is annotated as hydroxyacyl-thioester dehydratase type 2. The record is from RefSeq and is a predicted model, not a curated record. NCBI's taxonomy places the organism in Eukaryota, Metazoa, Chordata, Aves, Caprimulgiformes, Caprimulgidae. Gene Ontology annotation, molecular function: (3R)-hydroxyacyl-[acyl-carrier-protein] dehydratase activity. Gene Ontology annotation, biological process: fatty acid biosynthetic process. Bases 1 to 507 code for a protein of 168 amino acids. The transcript has a single exon. Gene Ontology annotation, cellular component: mitochondrion.